AAAUAACAACAUAUACACUGCGCAUGUGCCAUAUCAAGCGUAUUUGUUUGUAGCCUCUACUAUUUGCCUUGCUGCUCUUUCGAACAACCAUUGGACUUGCCUCGAUUAUUAGUAUUUCGAAAAUCUGCCUUUCACGCCAACAAAGAACACUUUGAAUGCAGUUUCAAGUCGUGCGCCAAGACAUUCGGAGUUAAUUCACUGUCAAUUCGCUAAUAUCUGAAAGUGGCCAAUAAAUAAGUAAAUAAGCAAUUGUUUUGGCACACACAAAGUGAAAGCAGUGAACAGUAUGUGCAAAUAAUUGACAGGUCACAAAUAACAUAUUGUUAACUGCAUUGUUGUUGUUGUGGCACAAAGCGGAAAACGGAAAUUAUUAGCGUAGCUGGCAAAGCUGCUGUCAAAUUGUAUACAGGCUUUCCAGUUGGAACUGCCAUAAAAGCAAGCGCUUAAAAAUAACUACAAUACAACAUUUUGCUUUAGAAAAAGUGGACGUCCGUAAAUAAUUUCGAAUUUGUUGCAAGUUUAUUGUGGUGGAAAGUGGUGGUGUGGGUCAGCUACAAAGCCCAGCGCAAAGGUGUUUUGGGGUGGAAAGGCCAGUCGGUUGGGGAAAAUGUGAAGUGUGACGUUGUGCAAAGCAGCGUCAGCAUUAGCAGCAGCAACGUCUGCCAGUUGUUUAAAGAAUUGAUUUUUAUUGCAUGUAUUUUGCUUUAUUCAGACCGGUGUGAAUAACAGUAAAUAGCAGGCGUAUAUUAAUAUUAAUUAUUGUGUCGGCGUGUGUAUGAAAAGAAAUUUUCGGAAAUAUUUCUAUUGUGUUACUAGCGUGUGGCUACGUCUGCGAGCAGCAAAAGUGGCAACGUGUGUGACGACGACGCGCUACAAACAAGUAUGACACUGCAAAUUGGAUGCGAAAACGCUGCACGUGGAAGCACAAUAGAAGCGACAUCCUGCCACUUGUAUAACGGGUUUUACGAAUUCGGGAAAAAGUUACGGUAACCAAUGAACAAAAGUGGAGCGAAACUUUAACAAAUUGCUAGAAAAGUGCAGUGAACGUGUAAAGCAUGAAAAUAACACAAUAAGUGUGUGGGAAAAGAGAGUUCAAAAGAAGCGUGUUGCAUGCAAUCUGUUGAGAUUAGAGCGACGGCAAUGAACACGCAUGCGAUGUGCUAGAAUAUGAAUUUGGAUUACGGUUAAGCAUUUGGAAGCUAUUAAAACUAUUGUACAUAUAUACGAACGGUCAAGCGUAAACGCACUGCUAGACGAAGAUACUUGAAAACAAAUAUUACCAGGAGACCAAGUGGGAUUAAAGCUUAAAGUAUAACAGGGUUCUCUUCUGUGAAGGUAAAUAAGUGCACAUUUCGCCCCAAAAAACUGUGCACUUUAACUUGCGUACUAAGACCCGCCAUUCGAUUGUACACUUCUCCCCUCGUGGUCGGUUAAACGCGCGCCUCAAAGUGCAUUUAUUUCAGAAUACCAUGUCCUCGAUAUCGGCGCAGGGAGUGGUCGAACGUGCGUCCGCUGAACUCUCAAAGCGCAUUAACGGCCUCGGGCUGCGUUCGAAGCAUCAUCAUGGCAGCGGCUCCAAUUCGUCUUCGUCCUCCUCAACACAAUCCGCUACUUCGUCGGGUGGCAGUAGCGGCAAGACCUCAGUAAUGGAACGCGUCACAAAUGCACUAUGUGGCGGUGGUAAUAGCAACAACAACAGUAACAAUAUCAACAACAGCAGUUCGAAUAACAGUACAAACAGCAAUCCAGCUGUCACACCCGACAAACCAACACGAGGUGGCAGUGGCAGCAAUAGUGGUACACAUACACCCACAGGCGGUUUGUCGACCCCCGCUAGUCCCACGCUACCACAUAGCAUUCUUAUCGGUUCUGGCAAUAAUAUGCAGUUACUCCAGCAACAACAGCAGACGGCGCCACAAGCUCAGCAACAGCCGUCACAUCCGCAUCAACAUUCACAGCCACCAGCGCCAACACCGCCAACACCGUCGCAACAUCCAUUACAGUCACAGAUUGCCAGCUCGACGCUGGUGAAUUCCAAUUCCAAUGUAUUGGGCGGCACACCGCCGGUGCUGAGUCAUCCUCUGGGUGCACCGCCUGCGCCCACAGUCAACUCGAUUGCCAAGCAAAUGAAUAUCACUAUACCCGGUCAGCCGCAAUUUAACACUAUGGGUUUGGUGGCAGCACAAAAAUCGGUAGCCAAUCAAUCGGUGAGCGGCGGUACACCGUUGCAGUUGCGCAAGCAACUACCCAAUCCACAUCUACAUCAUCCGUAUGCGAGUGGUGGUGUCGGUGGGGGUGUUGCGGGUGUCUUGCCGUCGGGUGCGGCGGGCGGCGCUUCAAACGUUUCACAACUGGCUGCCGCCGUGACACAGUCUGCGUUGAUAUUACACAAAUACCCGCCUCCGAUUACUAGCAUUGAGGCUUUGUUGCUUGACGAUCGUUUUUUAAAUCGUUUUUUACUUUACUUUUCCUCGUACGAACGUCGCACGUUGGCGCAGGUGUGCAUGAAAUGGCGCGACAUACUCUAUCGCAGUCCGCGUUAUUGGUCGGGUCUUUUGCCGACAUUGCAGUGUCGCGAAUUGCGUCAAAUACCUAGCUGUGAUCGUGUGAAGCUGUAUAAUUCGUUAAUACGUCGUGGCUUUCAUGCGCUCGCGUUGGUCGGAGCUUCGGAUGAGGAUGCGCUUGAUGUGGUACACUCAUUCCCGUUGGCAUCCAAACAUAUACAUUCGUUGAGUUUACGCUGUUCAUCGAUUAGCGAUCGUGGGCUGGAGGCGUUGCUAGAUCAUCUGCAGAGUCUUUUCGAACUCGAGCUCGCCGGUUGUAAUGAAGUUACCGAGGCUGGUCUGUGGGCCUGUCUAACCCCGCGUAUUGUCUCACUCUCACUAGCGGAUUGUAUUAACAUCGCUGACGAAGCGGUGGGUGCGGUGGCGCAGCUAUUACCCUCGCUAUAUGAAUUUUCACUACAGGCUUAUCAUGUCACCGACGCAGCUUUGGGCUAUUUCUCGCCGAAACAAAGUCAUAGCCUGAGCAUACUACGCCUACAAUCAUGUUGGGAAUUAACCAAUCAUGGCAUCGUUAAUAUUGUGCACUCUUUGCCCCACUUAACGGUAUUAAGUUUAUCCGGUUGCAGUAAACUCACCGAUGACGGCGUCGAAUUGAUUGCCGAGAAUCUGCAGAAGUUACGUGCCCUCGAUUUGUCUUGGUGUCCGCGCAUAACGGACGCAUCGCUGGAGUAUAUUGCCUGUGAUCUGAAUCAGCUGGAGGAGCUGACGUUGGAUAGAUGCGUACACAUUACCGACAUCGGUGUCGGUUACAUCUCGACCAUGCUCUCACUAACCGCACUCUUUCUACGCUGGUGUUCACAAGUGCGUGACUUCGGACUACAACACUUAUGCUCCAUGCGUAAUCUACAAGUACUUUCGCUAGCCGGCUGUCCACUGCUCACCUCCUCCGGCCUAUCCAGUCUAAUACAACUACGUCAUUUGCAAGAACUCGAGUUGACCAAUUGUCCGGGAGCCUCACAUGAGCUGUUCGAUUAUUUGAAAGAGCAUUUGCCACGUUGCUUAAUAAUUGAAUAAUACGUUUACAUAACUGCAGCGUUAAUUGCAUUUGCCAUGUGCAAGAAGCCGCAGGCGUGGAGCAAUUUAUGGGGUGCAGUUGGACAUACAGAUGCAACUCUCUCACAGCUAAUAAUGCAUGUGGCUAUGGCUCGGAGCGGAGCGGCAACCGGGAGGUGAUUCUGAAGUUAGAAUUCGUGUAAAUAUAAAUUUUGUGUUGAUAAAAAACUAAACUGAAAAAUGUGUGAAACAAGUGUAUACAUACUUACUAUACACACUGUUGAUAGAUAAAUGUUGAAAAAAUAUCACCAAAAGUGUACACGGAAAUGGUUAUUUUUUGUUUGAAAAAUAUGUUUGUAAAGUUUUUUUAGUUAUUUAUUUAUAUUUUUGAAUUUUUACUAAAGUUCCAAAUUUUUUUUUCUAAAAAUAAAAAUUUACUAAAACAAAAAAAAAUAAAAACAACUAUGCAAACAUAUUCUUCAAACCUUUAAUAACAGUAAAUAUAUGGGUACACAAUUGUUCUUGCGUAAUUUUCCUAAAACUUAGUUUACAAAUUUCAUACAAAAAUUACAAAAACAAUAUUGUUGAAAUAUAGUAAACUGAGCAAUUUAAAAUAAUCUAAUCUAGUAUAUUUAUAUUAUUGAUAAACAAUGCAAAUGUUCCUCAAACUAAAAAAAAAAAACAAUUUUAAGAAUAAUAUUAUAUUUAAAAUUUCUUUAAACCAAAGCCAUGAAGGUUUCUAGAGCAAAAAUUUUAAACAACUUAGAACACUGUUGCCAUAAUUUAUUAUAAAAGUGUUAAGUAGUAUAUAUGAGUACGCAAUUAUUAACCGGUUAUACAAAAAAUUUAAUGAAAAUUUCAUAUUUCAUUAGUCUUUUUUUAAUAACUCGUGGCAAGAUUUUGAAUUUUUACUUAUUAUUUUUUGUCUUUGUUUUAUCACUUAACAUCUUCUAAAAUGUUAAAAUCUGUCGAAAAGAAAUUUCAAAAAAUAUCAAUUUUUACAUGUAGUUGUUUAUUAAUUGUAUUUUGUAUAUGUACAUAUGUAUAUAUUUUUUUUUUUUUGAGGUUACAUAUGUGUUUGUAACAUUUCAGGUUAUAUGUUUAAUUAGCAAAAAUUUAAAUUCAAAUCUACUUUCUACAGCUCAAGUGAUUUUGUAAGGUCAUUAGUAAAAUAAAAAAUUUUCGAAUGAGCUCUAGUGGACCUUUCAAAAAUGUUAAAAGCUA
This is a messenger RNA of Bactrocera oleae (olive fruit fly), 4781 nucleotides long. RefSeq names its product F-box/LRR-repeat protein 16. Gene Ontology annotation, cellular component: SCF ubiquitin ligase complex. Gene Ontology annotation, biological process: SCF-dependent proteasomal ubiquitin-dependent protein catabolic process. Lineage: Eukaryota; Metazoa; Arthropoda; Insecta; Diptera; Tephritidae. Gene Ontology annotation, molecular function: protein binding. The record is from RefSeq and is a predicted model, not a curated record.